UUUUUUUUUUUUUUUUUUUCUUCCGAUUUUUCCGGUCCAGAGUCAAUUCAACUUUAUAUGGGGAAAAACUGGCUGUCAGGAUUUCUUGGUAAAUCUAUGGAUCACAUGUGUGGCAAAUAACUAGGGAUACUCGAGUAUCAUACUCGUAGCGUUGGCAAUAGCUAUGGCUUUCUUGCGAUAUUCCUGUCCACUCUCGAAUAAGGGUCCAGACCCCUGAGGGAAAUUCUUACCCGAAAGGGCGAUUUCUCUUCACGAGAUUCUCAAGGGGUUGCUCGUGAACGAGCCCUGACUUUUAGUGAUCUUUGGGGAGACAUUGAAGUAUGGGAGGAUUGAGGAUGGGUGCGGUAGUGGUGGCUGAAGUACGGGUGCUGUACUGUAGCCCCACCAUGCCGCGUCAUGGCCCGUAAGGAGGCCAGCGUGGCUUCGUAGAUUUGGACGGUGAGCUCGGGAGGACUGGUUCUUUCACAGUAUGGGACUCGAACGUGCAGGCAGGUAUUUGAACUUGAAGGUGGUUUCCGUGCUGUGCUCGCUCGCUCGGGUGUCGGCGGUUUAACCCGGGUCGUCAGUGGAUGUGCGAGAUUCCCAAUUCGGGCGGUAAAAGUAGGACUCAGGAGCCCCCACAGUGCCGGUACAAGUGCUCGAACAGAGGGAGGUUUUCCGAACUGGAGGUUUCUCACUUGUAUCCAGAUUUUAUCACUGCCAAGCAAUGGGGAAUGGUGCCGUAUCCGUUUCAUGGGAUGGCAUUCCAAGCUCGCGGGGUGGGUAUUGGGGAUGGUCUUUGAUGUUACUGCACUCGAGUAGAGCAGCUGCCCUGCCGAUUGGUUAAAUCGGGGGCAGUGGCCUGUGCUCUCUGCACCCAACUGUUUGUCAAGAACACGGAGCGCUAAGGGGCCUCACUUCGAAUGUCCCUUACUACUGUCUGUCUGCAGUGUACAUGUACGAGUAAUUUUUCCCUGUAUUUCUCUUCCUUUCCUUUGGACCCUCCUGCUUCCUCCCCUCCUCCAUUCCAUGAGAAGGGUACGAGUACCGUAGCUUUGCUUCAGCUUUUUUCUCUUUCCAACUCCAAUUUUAUUUUCGAAACCGGCCUUGAGCAACCCCCAUCCCGUUCCGCACUGUCCCGCAUUUUUGGGAAUUCCCGACGCAUUUACUUUGUGUCGUUAGUGGAAUCCGAACUUGCCGCUUCAUGUGCCGCUACUUUUCUCAUGCCCGAUAUGAUACCGCGUCCAUUAUGGGGGGACAUAUGACCCGGUCAUGCAAUGCACAUAAUAGUCUGCCCUCGAGGAGAUAAAACGCCUAACCUACGGGUCGAGCAAAGUAUGGAAGGGGGUAGCAAGAAAAAGAAGGGGUGGAUGGAGGGUGCGUGGUUACGGUAUUGAAGUUGGUCAGCUAGCUGGGGAUCCCCACCGGGCUCCACUGACGUCAUAUCGCAGAUUCGGUGGACCAGCCUGAAGAAAUGAACCCUUCCAUGGACCCUCGCCUUGAGUCCUGGGGCACACAAUCAAAGCAAGAUCAGCGGGAGCAAGUCUCGGAUCCUCAUCUGCAUAUUUUUUUCAUUUUUUUUUUAAAAAAAAGGAAUCACAAAUAUCCACCGGCGGCGUCCAGUCUUUUAUUUACGAGAGCUAACGUCCUCGGAACCGGGGAGCUUUGCGCUCUGGCUCCUGAGACCCCACGGAGCAUGAAUAUCUUGCUUGUCGCUCUACGCAUCCAUCUUGGGGGAGACGAGACGGGACUGAGACCUUAAAACAGGCCUCCCGCGGCGGGAACCUGGAAUAGCUGGUUAAAGGUGCCACCGCUUCUCACCAGGUAAACCACCGACUACAAGCCCCUCUCUGCGCGCACCUCACACUGACCCCUCCAACUAGUUACUACCUUCUCUAUUACUCUAUUAGACGAUACGAGCACACCUACAUAUCAUACCUCGUAUCUCCCAUCUUGCAUUCGCCUUCUCCCCUAGCCUCUGGUACCGUCCCCUUCGGCUCCGGAGGGGGUCCUUGUCUGCCCUAUAUUAUUAUUAUAUCUUCAGGGGGUGUCCUUAGGUGCCGGUGGUUUUGUGGGCUUGGGUGGCGGUGUUAAAGUCAUUCUUGCUGCGCUCGUCCUAGCUCCAAUACUGGGUCUGGACUGGACCAUCUUAUUCCCUCUCACCAUUUCCCCCUCCUGCUUGCUUGCGCAAGCCGCUUCGCUUUAUUUUGGGAAGGAGAGAAAGUUCGGAGAAAAAAAGAAACAACUACCGAGAAAAAGGACCAAUCAGAAGCCCAGGGUAAAGCUUGUAGAGAUUCUUGUCUGAAUAUUCAUACCUCCAUUUUUCCUCGCUUUUUUUCUUCUCCUUUUGCCCUUUUUUAUUUAGCCCCUAAAAAAACUAUUUUGUCUUUCCCUCACCUUUGCUUUGGACUCACUUGCGUUUGGUGUCCCUCUCAACAAUGGCAGAUCCUCGACUCGGUUCAUUCGCUGGUGCCUCUCGGAAGAGUAAGAGUUCUUCAGCCUCUUCGCAAGAGCCUGGUCAAUCUCCUACUAGCCAGCCACCCUUAAAAGUUCCAAUUCCUCGGCUCCGAAGGUCGAGCGUUGUUGGGGGGGAAGAGGGCAAUAGUGGCUCUGGAGGUGGGAGUGACAAACAUAGGGUAUCUCAUGCAUGUGAGCCUUGCCGACAGCGAAAAACAAAGGUUCGAUCCACUGCCCACAACCCGGCCCGUCAAAUCAAUGCUUGAUUUCAUUCGUUUGUGAAUGUUUUGAGCCCGGCGCUGACGGUUUAUCGCAAAUUUCCAACACGCCGAUGUAAACAGUGCAGUGGCGAACGGUACUGAAAUCUUUAAUCUGCCUCAAGCCUAGCCAUUAUAGCUGACUUAGGCCCUGGCACAGGCCAACUUGCAAACAUUGUCAAGACUUCAAGUACAGUUGUUAUUACGCGGAUGGGAAGCGAGACAGGGCCAAAAAGUUUGGAUUGCUUGUUUGGGUUGUUUGAUUGGAUGCGAAUAUUUUUCACUGACUUUUUUCUAGUGAGAUGAUUAUGCUGAAAAAAAGGGUUGAGAUUUAUGAGACUCUGCUGGAUCAGCUGAAAGAGCAGGUGGACAGCGCUGGACGGUUGGCGAUCCAAAAGGCUUUGCGAGAGGUUGGUGUAUGCUCCGACGAAGUCAUUAUACUUGCUUUGCAUAGCCCGCUCACACAAUAUUUCCUUGGCAUCGUAGUCGCCCGAAAGGGGACAAUAUCGAUCCCCCGUGAAGAAUCGUGAUGGGGAAUCCCUUGUUACGGCCGAUGUUGGCUCUACUGGUUCCGUUGACCACAUACGGCAGGAUCCUAAUCCUGCCGAUAAUGCCUACCCUACUGGCUACAUGGGCAAAAAUAGCGAAGUGGCGUGGAUUCAACGAGUGACUCAACAGCUCGCCAACGAAGCUUAUAAGAGUUCCCCUAUCGAAGGUUUGCCUCUAGGGGGUGCAGGAACUGCAUUAGGUAUUACCGCAACAGGUGGUUCCCGAUCAACCUCGGUUUCUGGUACAUCUGGACCUUCAACUAAAAGACAGACUUUGGAGUCAAUAGCACACGCCACGAAGGAUGAUGCGGACUACCAAUUUGAAACGCCCACCUACCACUUGGACGAUAUGUCGGUCUCGAUCGCCGGAUGCGACAUCGAUCCGUUUUACCUCCCACCGAAGGAUGCGGCCGACCAGCUAGUGAAUGCUUUCUUCGAAACGGUUUACCCAACUUUUCCGAUUGUGUUGAAGGUGCUCUUCAUGGCCCAAUAUGACGCCUUUUUCCAGUACUUCUUCCCCCCGGAGAGUUCAAAGCGCUGGCUGGCCAUGCUAAACUUGAUGUUUGCCAUUGGCGCUCUCUAUGGGAAGCUCACCAAUGCUGAAUGGAAAGGAGAGUCGGAAUUGGAGCACCUCCGGUACUUUGCUCGGGCACGAGUACUGAGCCUGGACGAAGGCAGUAUGUUUGAGGUUCCGGAUCUACAGCAGGUCCAAGUUGUGAGCCUAGCGGGAAUCUAUUUGAUUGCUAGCAAUCAGACAAACCGGUAUCUAUCCACUCAUGCCCCCCGACUCGAGCGUUGCUAGGGAAUUUUGUGGGAUCAGGUGGUUUAUUAUUUUCCGUCAUGACCGCACCGCGUCGUAUACUCCUCCUCUUCUUCGUUCUUUAGGUGUGGCUGACUAAAUGUAUCUGGACAUACUAGCGCAUGGAAUGCUGUUGGUCUGGCUGUUCGCUACGCGCAAACCCUAGGCUUGAACCUGCGUAAUGAUGUCCCAGAGUUUGAUGAAGUCGAAAAGGAGAUGAGGGUCCGGAUGUGGUACACACUCUACUCUCUCGAUCACUUGCUAUGCACAAUGACGGGGCGGCCAGCUUGUAUCCAGAACAAGGAUUGUAGUGUGCCUAUGCCAAGGCCUAUUGAGCAGGAGCAGUACCCGUCUCAGGGGGCUUUCGGUUCGGCACUUGGGAGGUACUCCCAAGUCAUGACCCCCCCUCUCCCCUCGUCCAAUACACCAAGGUUUCCCCCACCGCAUUUCAAUCUUGAUAUAUUUUCUCCAGUUCCCAACUGCUUGUCUUCUGGGACUGCCGCCACCGGCAAUGGGCAAGGCUCGUCGAUGCCCCUACAUAUUCCUUCCAUAAUCCCUGAAUACCCCGCCACUUAUUUCAUAGAGCACACUAAGCUCAACCAAAUAAUAUCGGAGGUGCUCGCUCAAUUGUACCGCCCUGCUACCAAAGGCCGGAGCUGGAGUGACAUCCAGGGAAUCAUAUCAGCACUGGAAUUAAGGAUUAUGAAAUGGCGAACAGACCUUCCUCUGUACUUGGACUUUGGCAAAAGGCACAGCGAUCAAAGCUAUUGUCGACAGGUAGGGUCGGGUAUUCCAUGGUUAUGAAAGCUAGCGUUUCUGACUCUACGCUAGAGGAUGGCCUUGGCAUUUCAGUAUCAGUAUAUCCGCAUAAUUAUUAAUCGGCCUUGUCUUUGCCGGCUGGACUAUCGGAUACCUAACGAAUCCAAGCGCUCGCGUGGGUUUAACCGGUCGGCGGCUACCGCGUGUAUUGGGGCCGCUCGUGAGAUGAUAGCGCUCCUUCCUGAUGAGCCGAAUCCCGUCGGCCUGAUAAGCAUAUCCCCUUGGUGGUGUCUCUUACACUAUUUGGUCUCUGCUGGGACAGUUUUGAUCGUGGAGAUCACUAUGCGGGCGGAGCAUAACCCCCAACAAGCGGAUGGAUUGUUGAAGGACUCAAAGAAGCUGGUUUCGUGGUUAAGGGCUAUGGGGGCUGACAAUCUUGCAGCAGAGCGAUCUUGGACUGUCCUGUCGAAAUUGCUUAUUGUGGCGGCGCCCAAGAUCGGGGGUGAUACAUCGGAUGUACAGAGAGACUUUCCUCCUCCAAAGAGAAGAAGCAAAGAUGAGAAGGCGUGUUCCAGGGCCCACGGAAAGGCCUCUGAGAACCCCAGAGGAGGGACGGGAUGGGAAGGAGAGGGAGAAGGAGACUAUUGUCACCACCGUCAUCGAAAGCAAUCUCACGAUAGUAUGAGGGGCCAGAUGGAGAACAAUCUUGAACAGCCGCUUGGGGAUUUCCCCGAUAUAUUUCGUGGCCUUCUUACAGAUCCAUUUCCAUUUUCUGGGAUACCUGUUCACACGAACUUCGAUAACCCGAUUGCUAUGCAGGAGGCGCCACCUCAAUGCAUGCAACAAAAUCGCAAUCUUGCAAGCUUCGCCCCAAACCAUGAUGGCUGUCCCGAUGUGAACAUCCAGACCCCGCACACGAGCAUGAUGUUUCCUACCCCUGAGCAGUUACAAAACUUGUCAGUUUCUGCCAAGGAGGGGGAGGAGGAGGAGGAGGAAGGGCAAGAGGGGAACAAGCAGCAAGAGAAGCGACGGAGGAGGAAACAGUCACAGGGGGUAUGCCAAAUCUCGCUGCCUCCACCAUUCCCACCUCAGUGGGCCCCUCCGUCUCCCAUGCAUUGCCUACCCCAAUCACAUCCUCAGGGAAGCAGUGAGACAUUUUCGAUGGGUGGGUUGGCUCACUCGUUUAGGGACUCUGGUCAUGGCUCCCAAACACCGAGGGCCAGUUAUGAAGACAUCUCUAGUGGGAACAACGUGGGGUAGUGGAGAGUGGGGUGAGCUCAGGCAUGCAUACACACACACAUACUCCCUCUCAGAGAAGAGUGCCUCCCACUUAUCCAUUAACCAACUGACCGACGCCCCUUUACGAAUCCUGUAAAUUUACACGUUUUUUCCAUUUUUCACUUUUCCACUUUUCCUCGGCUUCCUCCAUCCAACAAGGGGUGGUCUUCACUUUUGCGUUGCUAUCAUCGUUUGGCCCGGAGCAGCAGGGAGUAUAUUUUGGUUUCCUUUAAGAAAAGGGGGAUAUAAAGGAUGGCUGGACCCCCCUUAUUUCCUAGUGUUUCCAUCAUUUCCAUUUUGCUUUGUUGUGUGUUUUUUAUUUCUUCCUGCUUUUUUUUAUAUAUAUUUAUUUUUAUAUUUUACUCUUUUAUUUCUCUGAUCGCCGCAACUUGGCGGGAUUUGAAGUAACCGCUGUUGUUUUGGAUGGGGUUCCCCCUUUUCUCUUCAACGAAGGAAACCUCCUUCAUUCCUCUCAGUUAACCACCUAUAUCCCUCCUUUCACAAUGGCUCGUAUUUUCUUUACUUGUCCUUAGUCCAACAGACCUUGACUCCCUUUCCCGCCUUCCCCCACCUUCUCCCGCCUUCUCCCACCUUCUCCCACCUUUCCCCAUAUUUUCAUUCCUCCCUUCACUAUUCCCCCUCACGUUAGUUGGUUGUUAUCCGGUAGAAAUGUGGACUACGAAAGGUAAUGAAUAGGAACGAUGACUUGUGUCCCCUCCAGGUGGUGGUGGAUGUUUUUCCAUUUUUUCCUCUCUUCAUUUCUUUCCACCUUAUUCCAUUCAAUCGAUUUUCCCUCUUCUUUUCCUUUCCGAUUCCAUUCUUAUAACCUUUAAGCAGUAAACAAGCCAAGCAAGUACGUAACCUAUUAAAGUACGAUAGCAAUUUCAACGCAAGUUUUCAGAG
Tuber aestivum (summer truffle) is the source of this 6980-nucleotide messenger RNA. NCBI's taxonomy places the organism in Eukaryota, Fungi, Ascomycota, Pezizomycetes, Pezizales, Tuberaceae. The record is from the annotation of a GenBank genome assembly.